This is a messenger RNA of Momordica charantia (bitter melon), 1246 nucleotides long. Lineage: Eukaryota; Viridiplantae; Streptophyta; Magnoliopsida; Cucurbitales; Cucurbitaceae. The record is from RefSeq and is a predicted model, not a curated record.
AUCCCAUUUUAUUGCACUGAGUAGAGGAAGUUGAAGGAAAAAAAACUUGAAUCUGUUUCAACCAAGGAAAAACCAUGGGUGGCAGAGUGGCUUCUUCCCUAAUAAUCUUGCUUCAUCUACUCCUUCUCAUGUUUGCAGAAGCCCUGGCUGCGGUUGGUGAAAAGAGCAAGCAAAUGGAGAACUUGAAUGACCAUAUUGAAGCUUCAGUCAUAAAAAUGGUGACCCAAAUGGAAGAUAAUUUUCACAGCUCUCAUAUGGAGCACACAAACCCUCAACUCAUAGUUUUUUUCACCAUAAAUGACCUGAAACAAGGCCAAAAACUGCCCAUUUACUUCCCCAAAAGAGACCCUUCAAAAUCUCCUCCAUUUUUGCCCAAAGAAAAGGCAGAUCCAAUCCCAUUUUCACUGAAAAAACUCCCCCAAAUCCUCUCUUUCUUCUCCUUCCCCUUGAACUCCCCACAAUCCCAAGCUGUGAAAGAGACACUGCAACAGUGCGAGCUCAAACCCAUCAAAGGGGAGACCAAAUUCUGCGCCACGUCCAUGGAAUCCAUGGUGGAUUUUGUAGGCACUGCAUUGGGCACAAAACCCUCCUCUUUCCAGCUUCUGACCACUUCCCAUCUCACAAAAUCCCUUGUCCAUUUCCAGAACUACACCAUCUCCGGCGCCCCCGAGGUGAUCGCGGCGCCGAAGCUCGUAGCCUGCCACGCCAUGCCCUAUCCCUACGCGGUUUACUAUUGCCAUUACCAAGAGGGGGACAACAGCGUGUUGAAGAUUCCGUUGGAAGGCGACAACAGCGACCGAGUCCAGGCUAUGGCGGUCUGCCAUAUGGAUACGUCGCAAUGGAGCCCGAGCCAUCCCGCGUUUCGGGUGCUCAAGACCGAGCCAGGAGCGAACCCGGUUUGCCAUUUCUUCCCUGCGGAUGAUUUUGUGUGGAUUCCAACUCCGAUGCCUGCUUGAGUUUGGAUUAGGAAAAUACUUACCUGCGAGUAGAAGCGCUCCUACUGACUUUUUGAUGUAACGUAUUAUUAUUGGUUCAAAAGGUUUUAUCGAGUUUUAGAAGUUAAUCAAUAAAAAUACCGCAAUAUUAGAAAGUUAGUAGGAACUUUUAUAGCCAGCUUAGGUUAAAGUAUUGUUGGGAUUGGAGCAAGGAAAUAUUAGGACUCAUUUGGAUUCUAAUAAAUGUAACCUAUUUCGUACAAAAAUAACUUAAUGAUAAAAGUAUGCUAGGGUUUGGUUGGGUGUUCGAA